Molecule: messenger RNA, 330 nt
Organism: Verticillium dahliae VdLs.17
Lineage: Eukaryota; Fungi; Ascomycota; Sordariomycetes; Glomerellales; Plectosphaerellaceae
Exons: 2
Coding region: 1-330 (109 amino acids)
Biological process (GO): mitochondrial outer membrane translocase complex assembly; protein insertion into mitochondrial outer membrane
Cellular component (GO): mitochondrial outer membrane
Source: RefSeq, a predicted model, not a curated record
AUGGCGUCCGCCGACUCUUUCAUCAUCCACGACGACAACUUCGCCUCGACCGACAAUGACGAGCUCGAUUCCCUGCCAUCCAUCUCCAGCAGCGUGAUUGACUCCGAGGCCGACUCCGAGGCGCAGGCCGAGUGGGAGCGAAGCUUGGAGCAGAUGCAGCUGAUGCUGACCAUGAUCAUUGUUCCCUUUGUCGGCAAAUACUUUGGCAGGAAGUUUGCCUUCUGGAGUUGGGGUCGCUACAUGGAAUGGAUGCACAACGUCGAGAUUAGGUGGACGAACAAGGCCAAGUUCAAGGCCGUGGGAGUGGCAGAGGCGGCGGCAACGCUGUGA